AUCUCUCUCUCAGUCGCAGCGAGGAUUGAACCAUGGCCAAGUCUGGCAAGACCAACCCCAUGCGCAAUUUGCGCAUCGAGAAGCUUACUCUCAACAUCUGCGUUGGCGAGUCCGGCGAUAGGCUCACUCGUGCCACUCGUGUCCUCGAGGCCCUCACCGACCAGAAGCCCCUUACUUCAACUGCUCGUUAUACCAUCCGCUCGUUCGGUAUCCGUCGUAAUGAGAAGAUCUCCUGCCACGUCACCGUCCGCGGUGAGAAGGCCGCCGAGAUUCUCGAGAGGGGCCUCAAGGUCAAGGAGUAUGAGCUCCGUGAUCAGAACUUCUCUGAGACUGGCAACUUCGGUUUCGGUAUCAGCGAGCAUAUUGAUCUCGGUAUGAAGUACGAUCCUUCUACUGGUAUCUACGGUAUGGAUUUCUACGUCCACAUGGGCCGCCCUGGUCGCCGUGUUGGUGAGCGCAAGAGAAAGUCUGCUCACGUUGGUCGCCAUCAUCGUGUUUCUGCCGAAGAAACCAAGGAGUGGUUCAAGACAAAGUAUGACGGUAUCAUCCUCAACUAAGCAGUGCCGACUCUUGUGAAGAUGUUGACGGAAUUUGGCUUUCGGACCAUUUCAGCUGCGAGGGGAG
Perkinsus marinus ATCC 50983 is the source of this 624-nucleotide messenger RNA. RefSeq names its product 60S ribosomal protein L11, putative. NCBI's taxonomy places the organism in Eukaryota, Perkinsozoa, Perkinsida, Perkinsidae. Gene Ontology annotation, biological process: translation. Gene Ontology annotation, cellular component: cytosolic large ribosomal subunit; ribosome. Gene Ontology annotation, molecular function: structural constituent of ribosome; RNA binding. The coding region runs from base 33 to 557 and encodes 174 amino acids. The transcript has 3 exons. The record is from RefSeq and is a predicted model, not a curated record.